AGCGCAUUAAAGCACUUCCGCUGUCUGUGUCCCACGCGAUUGUUGCAUCAGGCAGAUUUAGCACCCGCUCUGUGUUUUCGUCGACGAUUUAUAAAAUAACUACAAAUCUAAGCAAGGAUCUCCGAACGGCAUUGAUCGCCGACAUCUUUCAUCUGUUUAAGUUAUCGCAGUAAUAUCGCAUGUCCAAUAUACAGAACCUCCAGUCCUUCGAUCCCUUUGCUGAUGCAACUAAGGGUGACGACUUGCUCCCGGCUGGGACGGAGGAUAAAAUCCACAUAAGGAUUCAGCAACGGAACGGACGCAAAACACUGACCACAGUUCAAGGCAUCGCUGAUGAUUAUGAUAAAAAGAAGCUUGUAAAAGCCUUCAAGAAGAAAUUUGCCUGCAAUGGUACAGUGAUCGAGCACCCGGAGUAUGGAGAGGUGAUUCAGUUACAGGGUGACCAGAGGAAGAAUAUCUGUCAAUUUCUGAUGGAGAUCAACAUCGUAAAGGAGGAGCAGUUGAAGGUUCACGGGUUUUAAAAGGUUGGCCCCUCCAGGGCUUUCUAAAGGACUGCACCAGCAUGUAGCAAUCCUAGUAUAUUCAUGGCAGGGUUUUUGUGACCAUAUGCUAACAACACUGACAGCAGGGUAAAUCUGUUUGUUUUCAUGCUCGAAUCUUCAUAAUGACCUCAACCGGACCACUAAUUCCAGGCUGGUCCGAAUUAGAUACUGAAUCUUUGUUGCUGAUGCUUGUGAACGUUUUAUUAUAGAUGCACUCAAUUGCACAAUAUCUUUUUAUCAAGGACAAUAAA
Molecule: messenger RNA, 793 nt
Organism: Rhinichthys klamathensis goyatoka
Lineage: Eukaryota; Metazoa; Chordata; Actinopteri; Cypriniformes; Leuciscidae
Gene: eif1b
Product: eukaryotic translation initiation factor 1B
Exons: 4
Coding region: 180-521 (113 amino acids)
Biological process (GO): translational initiation
Cellular component (GO): eukaryotic 43S preinitiation complex
Molecular function (GO): translation initiation factor activity; ribosomal small subunit binding; RNA binding
Source: RefSeq, a predicted model, not a curated record